UGUAUGGGCGUCACAGGCGCUCCUGAUAGUAGGAGGAGAAGUUCGGUUAGAGAAGCUCCUCAGUAAUCGCACACACGGUUUAGUGUCAGGUAACCUGCUCGCCAUGGCAAACCGCUAUCUCUCAGUCCUGCUCGUGCUGAUCCUGCUACUCCUUCCGCUGCCGCACGGUCCGGCGCGCGUGGCGGUUGCUGCGGAAUACUCCAAAACCGACUUGGACUACGAGUUCGGCGACUACAGGGGGAAGUGGUGUAUCGACGACCACGGCUUCGUGUACAGCAUCGGAGAGGUUUACUACCCGAGCCCUACGUCGUGUCCAUGCACAUGCACCAUCGACGGCCCAGUAUGCGUCCGACCCAAGUGUCCUCGCAUCCACCCCCGGUGCACGCGGAUCAGGUAUAAAGCGUGCUGCCCGGUGUGCGAGGCUAUGGCCAGAGUCUGUGUCUACGGAGGCAAAACAUACAGGCUGCUGGAGGAGUUCAGGCUGUCAAGGUGUGAGCGAUGUCGCUGUGAGCCCAACAGAGAGGUGUACUGCAGCAUUUCAGAGUGCCCAGCCCCACACUGCGUUAACCCCACCUACGAACCCAACCACUGCUGCCCCAUAUGUAAGACCGGUCCCAACUGUUUUGCUGGGAACAGGGUGAUCCCAGCAGGGGAGCGUGUGAAUAUUGACGAGCGAACAGUAUGCUACUGCACCUACCGGGAUGGGACAUGGCACACCCACCCCCAUGCCACCUGUGAACAGCGCCCACAGCCCAGCCCAACACAGAGCACCCACACUGAGGCCCCCAGCGACAAGGACAGCAAAGGGAAGGGAGGGAGGCCAUUUAUUCCCAGACUGGACGUAAUACCUUGAAUUUUAAUUUGUUAGAUAAAUUUAUCAGAGGCAGAGUCACUCUUGAGGUACAAAUCAACUCAUGAGUCUGCUAAACUUCAACUUUUAGAGCACCACAUAAAAUGUAUUGUUCAGAAUCUAGCGUAAUUAUCCAAAUAGAACAGCUUCCCCAUAUGGAAAAGAUAUAUAUAAAUCUUAUAAA
This is a messenger RNA of Pundamilia nyererei, 1034 nucleotides long. Its product is annotated as von Willebrand factor C domain-containing protein 2-like. Gene Ontology annotation, biological process: negative regulation of BMP signaling pathway. The record is from RefSeq and is a predicted model, not a curated record. The transcript has 3 exons. Gene Ontology annotation, cellular component: AMPA glutamate receptor complex. Lineage: Eukaryota; Metazoa; Chordata; Actinopteri; Cichliformes; Cichlidae. Gene Ontology annotation, molecular function: protein binding. Bases 104 to 853 code for a protein of 249 amino acids.